Messenger RNA from Sesamum indicum (sesame), 2330 nucleotides. Its product is annotated as ARP protein (REF). The record is from RefSeq and is a predicted model, not a curated record. Gene Ontology annotation, molecular function: zinc ion binding; oxidoreductase activity. NCBI's taxonomy places the organism in Eukaryota, Viridiplantae, Streptophyta, Magnoliopsida, Lamiales, Pedaliaceae. Gene Ontology annotation, cellular component: mitochondrion.
GCACGCUUACAUCCUUACAUACGUAGGAGCUAUGAGUUUCCCUGCGACUUUUACGUAAUAAUCUGACCCCCGCGUCCACAGUGAAAAACCACUCGACAAUUCAUACCAUUCCUUCGGACAACGCAAAUGGAGCUCAGGCCUGGCCUAUCAGCUCUCGUAACCGGCGGCGCCUCCGGCAUCGGCCGAGCACUAGUUUUGGCCCUGGCGCAGAGAGGUAUUUUCGUCACAGUCGUCGAUUUUUCUCAAGACAAAGGGGAACAAGUUGCAUCACUAGCUGAAAAAGAAGUUUCCAAGUUUCACUCCAGAUUGGAAUUUGCACCUGCUCUAUUCAUCAAAUGUGAUGUUACCGAUUCAAAUGAACUUACGGGGGCUUUCGAGAACCAUGUUAAGACGUAUGGAGGAUUGGAUAUCUGUAUUAACUGUGCUGGAAUCGCGACUCCGGUUCCAUUUUAUCAGGAUAAGACUGAUGGCGCUAAGUCUUGGAGACGCGCUGUUGAUGUUAAUUUUGUUGCAGUUAUUGAUUCCACCCGCCUCGCGAUUCGAGCAAUGCAAGAAGCUAAAAGACCUGGUGUGAUCAUUAAUAUCGGCUCUGCUUCAGGAUUAUACCCUAUGUACCCUGACCCUAUUUACUCUGGCUCCAAAGGGGGAGUAGUACUAUUUACCAGAUCGCUGGCUCCUUAUAAGCGUCAAGGGAUUCGUAUAAAUGUACUUUGCCCUGAGUUUAUUCAAACCGAGUUGGCCUCUAAGGUGGAUCCUAAGUUUAUUGAUCUGAGUGGUGGCUUCUUGCCUAUGGAAAUGGCUGUGAAAGGUGCCUUUGAGCUUAUUACUGAUGAAAGUAAAGCUGGGGCUUGCUUGUGGAUAUCUAACAGAAGGGGUUUGGAGUAUUGGCCCACUCCCGCAGAAGAAGAAAAAUAUCGUGUACGCCCCAAGACUUUGAGGAGGAAUUCUCCGGAUGUUGUCCCACUUAAUAUUCAACUCCCUCAAAGUUUUGAGAAAAUAGUUGUUCACACUUUAAGCCACAACUUCCGUACUGCAACACGUGUACAACGAACUUUAUUGACACUGCCGCUUAAACCAGAUUAUGUUCUUCUGAAAAUCAUCUACGCUGGGGUUAAUGCUAGUGAUGUAAAUUUUAGCUCUGGAAGGUAUUUUAGUGGGGGCAACAAAGACAUCAGUUCCCUCCUUCCUUUUGAUGCUGGCUUCGAGGGUGUCGGUAUAAUUGCUGCUAUAGGUGAUUCAGUUAAACACUUAAAAGUUGGCACUCCUGCUGCAAUUAUGACGUUUGGAAGUUAUGCCGAAUUCACGAUGGUACCCUCAAAACACAUCCUCCCUGUGGCAAGACCAGAUCCAGAAGUUGUUGCUAUGCUCACGUCUGGGCUAACAGCAUCUAUAGCUUUAGAAAAGGCAGCACAAAUGGACUCAGGGAAAACAGUUCUUGUCACUGCCGCUGCAGGAGGGACAGGACAAUUUGCUGUCCAGUUGGCAAAACUAGCUGGAAGUAAGGUCAUUGCAACCUGUGGAGGAAAAGACAAGGCCAAACUCUUGAAGGAUUUGGGAGUGGAUCGAGUCAUUGACUAUAAAGCUGAAAAUAUCAAAACCGUUCUAAAGAAUGAGUUCCCUAAAGGUGUUGAUAUUGUAUACGAGUCUGUUGGCGGUGAAAUGUUUGAUAUGUGCUUGAAUGCUUUGGCCAAUUAUGGACGUCUAGUUGUGAUUGGGAUGAUCUCUCAGUAUCAAGGAGAGCAAGGAUGGAAGCCACGGGCUUAUACUGGGUUAUGCGAAAAGAUUCUAGCAAAGAGCCAGACUGUGGCUGGAUUUUUCUUGGUACAAUAUGCUCACCUUUGGCAACAACACCUAGAUAAGCUAGUAGAUCUAUACUCCUCAGGGAAGCUAAAGGUUGCUGUAGACCCCAAACCAUUCUUGGGUGUUCGUUCUGUUGCUGAUGCAGUUGACUAUCUUCAUUCUGGUAAAAGUGUUGGCAAGGUGGUUGUCUGCAUUGAUCCAACAUUCGGUCAUCAUUCCGCAAAAUUAUGAGGACAUAAUGGCCAAGUUCCACUAUUUUUCUCUUGCAAGAAUUAAAAAUUAAUUGUCCUGACUAAUACAGUACUAAAGCAUUCACAAGGCCUCAAUACACAUAUAUAGGCUAAAAUAAAGAAGGCAGCUGCCAUACAAGGAUCUGAUGGAAGACCUGUCAUUUAAGUAUUUCAGAUUAAUGACCUGUAUUAUAUCAUAUUUCGCAUUUUGAACAUAGUGUGAAAUUUCAGCUUGCCAAUCUGUCACUCUGUGCUUGGAUCUAUGAUUUAGAUGAGAGAAAACCAUGGCAUUAUGUUUUA